AUGACCACCCCUAGGGCAGCAGUGGACAGCCUCGUCUGGCGUGCGUCCGAGGUUGCAGGGGAUGGCGCAAAACGGGACCCCUGGCAGGCAACGCCUCCUCCUCCUCCUACUCCUCCUCCUCACCUCUCUACACAUACGCAGACCCAGAAGCGCAACAUCAUGCCCUUCUUCCCCGAAGCCUUCACCGAGGCCCUCAACCCCCCGAGCAGCCACCACCGCCGCUCCUCGUCGCGCCACCGCGACCGCGACCGUGACCGUGAGCGCACAAGCAAACGUCGCCGCUCCCGCUCCAGUUCCCGCGACCGCGAGCGCACCCGCGGCGGCGCCAGCUCCUUUGUCAGCGACCUCUUUGGCAAAGACAGCAGCUACAGCAAGCACAAUGCCUCGCGCGGCUCCUUCUUCGGCCUCCCUCUAGGCGGCAACUCGCGCUCCUCCUACUACAAACGCUCCCCUCGCAAGGGCUUCUUGCAGCGCUCCUACAAGCAGCUCAAGCGCCUCAUCCGCGACCUCUUGCACUGGUUCAAACGCCACCCCUGGAAGGUCUUUUUCAUGGUCAUCAUGCCCCUCGUCACCGGCGGCGCGCUGACCGCUCUCCUCGCCCGCUUCGGCCUGCGCAUGCCCCCGUCCCUCGAGCGCGCCCUCGGCAUGGCCUCGCGCGCCGCCUCGGGUGACGGCUUCGGCCUCAUGAGUGAUGCUGUCCGCAUGGCUGGCGGCGGCGGCGGUGGUGGCAGCGCACGCGGCGGUUUCGGCGGACAGGACAACUACCCUCGCCGCGGCAGCGGCAGCGGCGGCGGCGGUUUCGGCUUGGACUCGUUUGAGAGCUUUGGGCGCGCCAAAAGUCGUGGCGGCGACGACUGGACCAGCGGUUUGCCGACUGCCGUCUUUGACACCGCCGUGUGCGCCUUUGAUUACAUUUAUGACCUGACAGUUUGGAAGAUUUCCGAUAUAUACACCCUGCACGAACAACAUCUGUCAUUAUACGCUUACUGA
Molecule: messenger RNA, 990 nt
Organism: Cordyceps militaris CM01
Lineage: Eukaryota; Fungi; Ascomycota; Sordariomycetes; Hypocreales; Cordycipitaceae
Exons: 5
Coding region: 1-990 (329 amino acids)
Source: RefSeq, a predicted model, not a curated record